Molecule: messenger RNA, 1940 nt
Organism: Setaria italica (foxtail millet)
Lineage: Eukaryota; Viridiplantae; Streptophyta; Magnoliopsida; Poales; Poaceae
Product: putrescine hydroxycinnamoyltransferase 1-like
Molecular function (GO): acyltransferase activity, transferring groups other than amino-acyl groups
Source: RefSeq, a predicted model, not a curated record
CUGUCUUAUCUUUUCGACUCAUGGGAUCAGGCUGGCAGAAAAUAUAAUCUUGCCACAGCCACAGCUACAUCCAUUCAUCCUCCAAAAAAUGCCACAAACGUAGAGCUCACCAGUAAAUAUUGAACCAAAGCUACCAAUGCGUUGCUAAUCUGUCGGCGAGUAUUCAGUCAGUCCACCUCCAUAUACUGAGCAACCGAACUCGAGAUUAAUCGUCACAGCAAAAUCAUGGACGCAAUAGCGUCGAUCUCCAUCCAUGAGCAUCAAGAUCUAGAGACAUGGUGCCAUGGUGCAUGCGUAGGCAAACAACUCGAUCGGUUGUUGGAUGCAUGUCCGCCGUACUGAUGAAAUCCUCUCGAUUUAUGACGACACACGCGUGAAGAAUAAGAACACCCAGCAGAGGCCCCGACAGACAACUGAGCUGCAAAGUUAGCCUCUGAGGAGCGAGGACAUCGAUCCACCUCCCUCUCCUAGCAGAAAUGGCGGUGGUGGAGAUCCUCGAGUCUUGCAUGGUGACGCCCAGCGACGCGGCCACGCCCAAGCAUGGCGUGUGGCUCUCCAACCUCGACCUCCUCGUGGCCAGGAGCCACACGCCCACCAUCUACGUGUACCGACCCAGCCCGGGCCGGGCCUUCUUCUCGCCGGACGUCCUCAAGGCCGCCCUGUCCCAGGCGCUACGGUACUACCCCCUCGCCGGCCGGUUAGGGCUUGACGGCGCUGGCCGCCCGGAGAUCCACUGCACCGGCGACGGCGUGCUCUUCGUCACCGCGCGCACCGACGCCGCCCUCCAAGACCUCGGAGGCUUCGUCCCGUCCGACGAGCUGCGGCGGAUGCUUGUCCCCUCGGCCGACGGCGGCGGCGACGAGCGUGCCGGCAUUCUGGCCAUGUUCCAGGUGACGUUCUUCAAGUGCGGCGGCGUGUGCGUCGGCGCGGCGAUCCACCACAUGGCGGCGGACGGCCUCGCGGCGCUGGACUUCGUCAACACGUGGGCCGCCAUCGCGAGAGGCGCCGGCGGCGAGGCCGCGCCGCGCCGCCCUUGGCUGGACCGCACGCUCCUCCGCGCGCGCUCCCCUCCCGACGUGCGCUUCGACCACGCCGAGUACUCCCGGCGCGGAGGCGGCGGUUCGAAGGCCCCGUUCGACUCCGCCAUCCUGCCCGUGUCCAGGGCCCAGGUCGACGCGCUCAAGGGCGGCAAGAAGCUGUCCACGUUCAAGGCCGUGGUCGCCCACGUGUGGCGGUGCGCGUGCAGGGCGCGGGGCCUCGCGGCGGCGGAGGACACCCGCCUGUACAUGACCGCCGACGCGCGCUCCCGCGUCACCCCGCCGCUCCCCGACGGCUACCUCGGCAACGCCAUCUUCCGCGCGUCGGCGGUGGCCAAGGUGGGCGACGUCGUCUCCGGGUCUCUCGACGCCGCCGCGGACAUGAUCUCCGGCGCCACCGCCCGGCUGGACGACGAGUACGUCCGGUCGCUGGUGGACCACCUGGAGCAGGUGGUGAGCGACGCGGCGGGCCUGCGCAAGGGGGAGUGGGUCAUGCCGGAGACAGACCUGUGGGUGAUUAGCUGGCAGGGGCUGCCGAUCUACGACGCGGACUUCGGCUGGGGCCGGCCGGCGUUCAUGAGCCGGGCCUGCCUCCAGUUCAGCGGCCUCGUGUACCUUGUGCCCGGCCCGGACGGCGACGGCCGGCUCGACGUCGUGGUGGCCAUGGAGCCCAAGAGCCUAGCCCGGUUCAAGGAGCUGCUCUACGAGGACCUCAAGUAGCUGUGGGAGCAGACCAUGAAAUGAAAUGUAUCUGCUGGACUUAUUCUUCGCAUUGCGUUUCUGUAAUUUUUUUUCCUACUAGCAGUUUGUGCUGGCAUCUGCGUAGCAGUAGCAUGUUGUACGGUGCUAGUGCUGCAUUUGACGACAAAAUAAAAGUCCAACCGAAUCCAAGUGACCAAGUGC